This is a messenger RNA of Taeniopygia guttata (zebra finch), 1560 nucleotides long. The record is from RefSeq and is a predicted model, not a curated record. Lineage: Eukaryota; Metazoa; Chordata; Aves; Passeriformes; Estrildidae.
GGAGAAAGAAACAGUGUGACAGCUUGCAGCACAUGACAGGGCUCUGCCCUUUUCGAGGCUGCCCUGCAUCUCCUGCAGGCACAGCGGGGCUGGCCCUCUCAGGGCUCACCAGCCCCACCUCGCCUCACACAGCCUGGCGGGCCGGGGCGGAGCCAGCUGCAGCCGUGCGGCAGGAAGGGGGAAGGGUCUUUUGUUGGAUUUUCCUGAGGUUUUCCUAAUUUGGAUAUUUCUCGGGAAUGUAUCCCAUCACCAUUUUGGGGAGCAGUGGAGUCAAUGCCCAAUGGAUGCAACAAAGUUACAGCUUCUUCCAAGUACUCGCUGUAAGUUAGAAGAUGCAGACACUGAAAUGCCAAGAAUUGCAUCAUCAUAGACGUGCAGGAUUCUGUUCUCUUUUUAUGAUGAUUGUAGAGUUGUGUUUUUAUAUGUUUUACCACAUUUGUAUUAUGUAUAAGUUUGUUCCAUGUAUCCCCGGUUCUGUAACGACCCCUCCCGGGUCUUCCCAUCUCUCCCCGCGGUUUGUUGUCCCCGAGAAAAUGCCAAGUCACUGUGUUUACCCCAGAUGCCUGUCUGUCACUCGGUAUCCCUUCCCCCCACCUGGAAUCUUCCACACGGGAAGCCGGGCGAUAGGCAGACGACCUGGGACCCUCCACCUGUCCGCCCCCCAUUGGAUGUACCCCUGUACCCCACUGCCCUCAGACCCCCCGUGGCGUUACCCCAUUGGCUGCCCCAGUUUUCCCCUGUCCCGUACAUAAUCCGCGGGCGCGGCACGCCCGCCGCUUUUCUCCUGGCCAGCACCCGCGUGUUGCCGCCGCCCCGCUCGAGCCGCCCGCCGCUUCCUCCCGGCCGGCUCCGGCGUGCGCCGCUCCGCCCCGCCCGCGGCCGCGGCGCGGCACAGACAAACAUCGGCACGGCAAACCGCGGCCCCUUCGAAUUAUUGCUCUCCCCGUUGGGGUGCAAUAAAACGGAAUUCUGCCCCCUGGAGAAGGACUCUCUCCUUUAUUUCGCCGUGAGGUUCGCUGCUUGUUCUCAGACCCACACAGCUCCGUCCAAAGCCUGCGAGGGCUCAGCGGGAGGAGCUGAAGAUCUGCCCGUGCUCCCCUUCCCCCCGGAGCUAGCUGGGAUAAGGGAAAGCAGGGGAGAAAGAGAGCAUACCGCAGAUGAUUCUCAUUAUCCAGCAAAAAUCUGAACAGAAAUGCAAAGAGGAUACAUACACAGAUAAUAUUGUUCAUGGUCACCCUGAAAUCAGACUGAUUAAAUCCUGAGCUUUCAGCUUUCACCUCAAGGAAGGAUCACAGCAGAGCCUGGGAGGUUUUUCUGGAGAUCAUCAGGGCUAUGGAUAGAGAAGAAGGGUUUUUACUCUUCAAGAGUGAGCAUUUUUCAUUAAUACUCUGAAGCAUUUAUACUAAAACUAACUGAAUCUGGUUGUAUAUCAAGUUCCAAUUAGUUUUCCAAUUUAUACUGUGACCUGAUAAUCUAAAUCCCACUGAUAUUAAUAGAAGAUGAGAAAAGAUUGCAGAAAGCCCUGUAUUCAAUUUAAAAAUAAUUUAAAGUUCAAGCAGG